This is a messenger RNA of Punica granatum (pomegranate), 1114 nucleotides long. The record is from RefSeq and is a predicted model, not a curated record. Lineage: Eukaryota; Viridiplantae; Streptophyta; Magnoliopsida; Myrtales; Lythraceae.
UAAUACUAUAUAAGCAUAUAUAUUUAGAUUUUCAGAUGGAAAUUGGAAGACCAAAUCAUUGAUAUUAAUGAAGAAGAGAGGGAGCAGCUAUGUAUAUGUAAAGGGCUAAUUAGUGUGGAUGAAUCCUUAGAGAGCAAAAUGGAUGAUGCCGCAGAUCCCAAACUCCCAUACAUCCAAACCGAUGAGCUAUUCCAGUUCCCUCCCGCGCUGUGGUACACUUAUAGCCAGCAGCCACCUCCCCCACUCUAUCAUCAUCCCUUGAUCUCGACCUCUCCUCCUAAUGAAUAUCGGCAUGGGAUUGCGUUGGCCGCCAACGAUCAGCUAAGCAACAGUACACAACCCGGUAUCAUCUUCCAUGACAAUUAUAAUCAUGGGAGUGAUAACCAAACUGGGGACAAGAAAAAGAAGAUCAGCCAUAGCGACAUCGAGAAGCAACGGAGGAAAGAAAUGGCUGCCCUUUAUGGGUCUCUGCGCUCACAACUCCCGCUUGAAUAUCUCAAAGGGAAGAGAUCAGCAGCAGACCAAAUGCACGAGGCAGUGAAGUAUGUGAAGCACCUCCAGAAGAAGAUCAAAGAGCUGAAAGCAAAGAGAGAUGAGCUCAAGAGAAGGUCCUGCCCAUCUGAUGACCAAAGUAAUUCACCAAUUAUUCAUGAGUGUGCUACGGGGCCGGUUCAAGAGGAUGCUGUCAUGGUCAGCCUUUACAGGUCCGGUGAAGUGGAAGUGGCUGUUAACACUUGUGUGGAUCAAGGUCUGCCUCUAGGGAGAGUUCUGGAAAUACUGAUUGAAGAAGGGCUGAGCAUAAAUGGCUGCAACUCCACUAGAGUAAAUGAAAGACUACUUCAUUUCAUUCAAUGCGAGAUUAUCGAUGCAGGGAGAAUCGAUAUAGCUAAUGACUUGCAACAAAAGAUAAAGGAUUUGAAGGCCUAGUAGUCUUUGCAUGGAUUAAUGAGUUCACUCCAACCGAGAUUGCAGCAAUUAUUGUCCGCUCUUGUAUCAGGAUUCUGAAUAUGGUUUAUGUAUCCCUCAUGUUUCUAUGUCCAUUUUAGUUAUUUACUGAGCUAUAUAAACUCUUUGAGAUAAUAUAUAUUAAAUACUAAUUAGUUGAUUCUUCAAA